UUUUUUAAACUUAAUUUUGCUUUAAAAAGAAUCACAUUAAAAAGCUAUCUAUCAAAACAAAUUUUUAUUUUUUUAAAUAAUUUAUUAAUGUAGCACUAAUUAUUGUAGUGGACUGUCACCGCUUAAUCCUCAUUGUUAAACUCAAUUCAGUGAGCAAGAACACAAGCAAUUCAAACAAACAUAACUAGAAUUAAAACCAGUAAUAACAAAACUAAAUAAACCAAAAAACUUAGCUUGAAUAACAAGAGAUAAUAAAGUGAAUUGAUCACCAGCACCAAUUACACCAAUUUAAAAAGAUGUCACUAAUUAAAUAUAAUUAUGUUUUAUAGUGUAAGGAGGACAUUUGCAAUAGUUUGUAUAAUUAGAGAGGAUUUAUUUAGACACAAAUUCCAAUUCUAUUUCUAAUAAUUUUAAUUAAUUAAAUAAUAUACUCACAAUAUGUGAUUGUGAUUUUUAUUAGGAGGAUUUGUAUUAUCCACAUCCAAAAAUACAAGACAUGCUAUGGGGUUUCCUAAAUAAGGUAGGAGAACCUCUUUUGAAGAGUUGGCCAUUGUCUAAGCUAACACAAAGGGCUCUUCAUACUCUCAUGCAACAUAUCCACCACGAAGACGAAGACACCAACUAUGUCUGUGCUGGCCCUGUCAAUAAGGUGACAGGCGCAAAUUAAUAAUAUUAAAUAUUAUAUAUUUUAUUUAGCUAAAUAAAUUUAUAAAAUUUAAUAUUAAAUUGUAUCAAUAACAAAUACGAUAAUGUGCGCAGGUACUCAACAUGAUUUGUUGUUGGGUUGAGAAUCCAAAUUCUGAUGCUUACAUGUUUCAUCUUUCCCCAAUUAAAGAUUAUCUUUGGCUUGCUGAAGAUGGUUUGAAAAUGCAGUAUUUUAAUGGGUCUCAGCUUUGGGAUUGUGCUUUGGCUGUUCAAGCCAUCAUGGCAACCCAUUUGGAGGACGAAUACACUUCAAUGCUUAAGAAAGCUCAUUACUUCAUAAAAAACACACAAAUAAAAUCAGAAAACAGUGGGGGUAAUCCAAGUAAGUGGUAUCGCCACAUUUCAAAGGGAGGAUGGGCUUUUUCAACUCCAGACAAUAGUUGGAUUGUCUCUGAUUGUACUGCUGAAGCUUUGGAGGCAGCAAUUUUAUUAUCAGAGAUGCCUUGUGAGAUUGUGGGAGAAGGCAUAGAAGAGGAUCAUCUUAAGGAUGCUGUUCAUAUUCUUUUAUCUUUACAAGACAACAAUAAUGGAGGCUUUGCAUCCUAUGAGCUCAUAAGAUCAUACUCUUGGCUUGAGAUGAUGAAUCCAUCUGAGAUAUUUGAGAACAUCAUGAUCGAACACAAGUACGUAGAAUGCACAGCAUCAGUGAUCAAAGGGCUAAAAUCAUUCACAGAAAAAUACAAAAAGCACAAAAAGAAAGAGAUCGAAGAAUGUAUUCGAAAGGCAACAGAGUUCAUAGAGAGCAAGCAAGAAGAAGAUGGCUCAUGGUAUGGAUCAUGGGGCGUUUGCUACACCUAUGCCACUUACUUCGCCGUAAAGGGCUUGAUCGCAGCUGGCCGCACCUACCAAACCAGCCAUUCCAUUCGAAAAGCUUCUACUUUCUUGCUCUCUAAGCAACUACCUUCUUCUGGUGGUUGGGGCGAAAGCUAUCUUUCAUGCACAAAUAAGGUUUACACCAACUUAAAAGGAGAUAAACCACAUUUGGUAAACACUGCAUGGGCCAUGUUAGCUCUCAUCGAAGCUGGCCAGGCCGAGAGAGAUCCUACACCUUUGCAUCAUGCAGCAAAAUUAUUGAUCAAUUCACAAAUGGAAAAUGGAGAUUUUCCACAACAAGAAUUUGUGGGAGUGACCAAUGGAAGCUUGGGGCUCACCUAUUCUGCCUAUAUAAACAUAUACCCUAUAUGGGCUCUCGGACACUACUUCAAUCGGGUUUUUUUUUUUUGAAUAAAGAUAAACUUCAUUAACUCAAGAGCAAUCGCUCAAAAGUACAACUUCAAGUUCCGAAGGGAUAACAUCCUUCGUGAACACACGAUCAGCAAACAAUCGAGACUGACGUGCAACCACAUGUGCAGCUCGAUUAGCAGAACGUUUAACAAACCUUAUCGAAACAUUGUUCAAAGACUCUAACAAAGACUUACAGUCUUGAAUUAUCAAUCGGGUUUUAGUACCUUCUUCUAACAAUUAAUAAUGUAUAAUACAAUUUUUUUUUUUUUGAAUAAAGGUAAUAAUGUAUAAUACAAUUACAAAUUUACAACCCCAUGGAGUAUUAUUUGGUAAUAAAUCAUUGGGAAUUUGUCAAUUGUUCAGUUUGUUAUUAAUUAAGAUUAUAUAAUGAAGUUGUCUUUAUAUAUAACUCAAUUAUGUGUUUUUGGAUAUGUUAAAUUUAUUGGCCAUGAUUAACAAAAAUCUUAAAUACUCUUCAAGCAUUUUCAAUCAAGUGCUAAAAAAGUACUUUAUUGUUAUAUUUUAAUACAUUUAAUAAAAAAAAAAUACUAUUUUAAUGAUGUUCUAAAAAAAAGUAUGUCAAAUUUAGCGUAUAUCAAAAGAUGUGUUAAAUUUGACCAUAAUAAAUUUUAUUUUUUUAUUUAUUAUAGUGUUAUUAAUUAUUAUGAUUUUUUUUUAUGAAUAAGGUUCUUGUAUUGCUCAAACAACAUUUUUUACAACUUACAUUUGAUUACAUUCAAGCUCUUUCUCUGCCUUCCCCCUCUGUUUUUUCCCUCUAUAUAGGCAAUUACUUAAUUACAAUUUCAGCAAAAAAUUAGAUAUUCACAAUCU
Messenger RNA from Cannabis sativa, 2760 nucleotides. Its product is annotated as lanosterol synthase-like. Gene Ontology annotation, cellular component: lipid droplet. The transcript is spliced from 9 exons. Gene Ontology annotation, molecular function: intramolecular transferase activity. NCBI's taxonomy places the organism in Eukaryota, Viridiplantae, Streptophyta, Magnoliopsida, Rosales, Cannabaceae. The record is from RefSeq and is a predicted model, not a curated record. Bases 769 to 1929 code for a protein of 386 amino acids. Gene Ontology annotation, biological process: triterpenoid biosynthetic process.